Messenger RNA from Haliotis rubra (blacklip abalone), 2113 nucleotides. Its product is annotated as probable gamma-butyrobetaine dioxygenase. Gene Ontology annotation, cellular component: mitochondrion. The record is from RefSeq and is a predicted model, not a curated record. The transcript is spliced from 16 exons. Gene Ontology annotation, molecular function: oxidoreductase activity. Bases 183 to 1598 code for a protein of 471 amino acids. Gene Ontology annotation, biological process: carnitine biosynthetic process. Lineage: Eukaryota; Metazoa; Mollusca; Gastropoda; Lepetellida; Haliotidae.
AGUGCUGUUAAAGUGUAUGUGGUUGUCCAUCACACGCGCUGUCACCACAGUGUCCAUGGCCUCCUCCCACGGAUAGCUCAGACAAGGGAUGCUGUAAAUACACAUACCGUUCUGCAGACGUGUACAUCGUCAUCUGCCAUUACGAGGAGAGCCAACAGCUGGUGUGAAUUAACAACUGAAUCAUGAGCUAUCCCAGAUGCAGCCGAGCUUUGACACACAGCUGCAGAAUAAUGUCGAGACUGGUUCAGUGUUCUCGGUCCAGGACUAUACUGAAGAAGACAGGAGUUGUUCUGUCAGAGCUUAAAUCAGGAAACAGUUUUAGGUUAUCUGUCCAUAGACUACCAAGGCUGCUGAAGGGAGGGAUGAGUUUCCCCAAUCUGCAGACUAUUGUGAGGCAUGCAAGUUCCUGUGCCACAACACCUAAAGCAAACACUAUAAACAACUCUGGGAGGAGCCUGGAUGUUGAAUGGUCAGAUGGCUCCAAGUCAAGGUUUCAUGGAGUAUGGCUGCGUCACAACUGUCAUUGCCUGGAAUGUAAGCAGGUGGACAGCGGUCAGAAGACUCUGGACAUUGUCAACAUUCCACCCGACAUCUCCGUGGAAUCAGCGGACAUUUCAGGUGAUGGAGUGGAACUGAAAUGGACCUGUGGACACGUGGGCAGAGUGCCUCUCCAAUACCUGCACUCCAACUGUUACUCACAGGAAGCCCGCCACAAACGUGCUGCUCAAGUCAGGCUCACAGAUGAGUGCACUGCCAAGAGCAUCCCAGCCCUGUUGUACAGCGACGUGAUACAGUCCCAGACUCAGCUUCUCAAAUGGCUGACACUGAUCAAUCAAUAUGGUCUCUGCCUACUGACAGGGGUUCCGCUAGAACAAAACAUGGUAACAAAGGUUGCAGAGUUGAUUGACAGACCUCAACAUACCAUAUAUGGAGACUCAUUUGACGUAGUGAGCACUCCUCGUCCAAUCAACAUCGCCUACUCUAGUGUUGGCCUUGACCUUCACAUGGACCUUGUGUACUAUGAGUCUCCUCCCGGUCUGCAGCUUCUGUUUGCUAGAAGGUUCGACAAGUGUGUUGAAGGUGGAGAAAGUGUAUUCCUUGAUGUAUUCCGAGUGGCAGAAGAUUUCCGAGAACAGAACUCACAACACUUCCAAUCUCUUGUAGAGGUUCCUGCAACUUUCCAGAAGGUGCAUUAUGACAGAGAGUCUCCAGUUCACAUAACUUUCCAGCGACCUCACAUUGUCCUCAACAAUAAUAAUGAGAUUGUGAACGUCAAUUGGGCUCCAGCAUUUGAGGGACCCUUAUCCAUACCAGAGGUUGACAUAGAGAGAUAUUAUGCAGCCUACCAGAGUUUUGCCAAGGCUCUUGAGGCGUCGCCCCAUACGUUAACUUAUCAACUACAGGAGGGUGAUGUAGUUGUCUUUAACAACCGCAGGAUGCUUCAUGGGCGUCACAGUUUCACCCUCAACGGAGGUUCUCGCCUACUGGAGGGCUGCUAUGUUCAUAUUGACCACUUCAAGAGCAAGCUACAGGUUCUCUCAAACACAGUCGGUGAUGGGCAUCCUGCUAGAAGAGUUGGAAACCAGGACUGGUUCUGAUAUGUUGGGGCACCUACAACUCCACCAACCAGGUGCUGUGCUAGAAGCACAACGGCUCUAAUUUGUGUUGGGGCAUCGUGAAAUCAAGAAUCAGCAUCUUGAUGUGUAGAGUUCUGAUGCUUAGACAUUCUAGUAUUUGUUAUUCAUUUGUGUGAAUUUUUGCCCCAGUAAUGACCCUUAGUCAUGUGUCAGUACACAUGUUUGGCUUUCAACCUUCCAUUUUGACAUGGUAUGAGUAAAAGAAAGUAAACUGAUAUGUUUACUGAAUCAGAUAUUAUUUCAGCCGUAGGCUUCCCAAGACAGGUUAUUGUUACAUUAUUUGUUGCCAAGAUAGUAAAUAUACUGCUCCACUAUUUGUUUUCAUGACACUUAAUAUACUGCUCCACCAUUUGUUUUCGUGACAGUUGAUAUACUGUUCCACUAUUUGUUUUCAUGACACUUAAUAUACUGCUCCACCAUUUGUUUUCAUGACAGUUGAUAUACUGCUCCACCAUUUGUUUUCAUGACACUUACUA